UGGAGCUUCUAAAAAGCCUUUCACUCGUCUCUUUAAAGCCAAACACAGCCACCCCCUAUACCCUCCUACUCUUCUCUUAUAUUUAUGGAUCAUCGAUAACUGUGCUUUAUUAGCUUUUUAGCUGUUUGAUUUUGUGUCCAGUUUCUACUGCUGGCUGCUGCCUGCUUCUUCUCUGCAGCCCUACAUUUAACCCCUCUUUCUUUCUACCUUAGCUUUGCUAUAAAACAUCAUGGAAAUGAGCGCUCGCUGUUUGUGUUCUUCAUUUUUUCAUGAAUAGCAAACACAUCAAUUCCGUUUUUGGACUUUUCCACGUUCAAAUCUAAUUGGGUUUCUCAAGAUUUAUGCAAAUUGAAGUGAAUCCCAUUUGGGUUUUUCUGAUUUCCUCCACUUCAAUUUCGUUUUCAUUAUACCAUCAUCAUCACAUGUUCUGUGUUGUUUCCGACUUUCAGGUCUUUUGAUCCCAAAUUGGUGAAAAUCUAUUAAGAUUUCCAAAUGAGUUCCUUCGUUUCUCUAUUUACGCAAUUCAAAACCUGAAACACCCACUAAUCUCACACUUGAGAGAGAAUUGAGCAUCGAUUCCUCGAUAAAGUUAUCAACAUCUUUUUGUCUGCGUAAAACAGACAAGUUAAGUGAUGGAUUCGAAUGUUAGAAGUGAUGGGUGGUAUUUUGUAUUUGUGAUGUUGAUAAUGGUUGGUUUGAUUGGAAAGAGCAUUCAUGGACAAAUAGAUGGAGCUCCAAUGUCGAAAACAGAGCAAGAAGGCUUAUAUUAUGCUAUUCAGGGGUUUGUGGGAAAAUGGUGGAAUGGCUCAGAUCUCUAUCCUGAUCCUUGUGGUUGGACUCCCAUUCAGGGUGUUACAUGUGAUGUUUUUGAUGGAUUCUGGUAUGUGACCGACCUUAGGAUUGGUCAAAUCCAUGAUAACUCUCUUCCCUGUCAUCCAAAUCUUGAAUUUAGACCCCAUUUGUUUCAACUCAAACACCUGAAAUCACUCUCAUUCUUCAACUGCAUCAUCUCACCUAGCCAUGGUCCGGUUACGAUUCAGUCGGCUAACUGGGAUGCACUUUCUAGCACCAUUGAGUCCGUGGAAUUCCGGGCAAAUCCAGGGCUGACCGGCCAAAUCCCCACCAGCUUCGGUAACCUCAAGAGGCUACAAUCGCUUGUAUUAAUUGAGAACGGAUUUUCAGGCGGUUUGCCGGGUAGUAUUGGUGAUUUGACUCACUUGAAGAGGUUGGUUUUAUCUGAUAAUUUGUUAACAGGAAAAAUCCCAGAUAGUUAUGGCUAUUUGAGUGAAUUAUUGAUCAUGGAUUUGAGUAGAAACUCAUUAUCUGGGACUUUACCGUUGACUUUUGGAGGGUUGACUUCUCUCUUGAAGUUUGACUUGAGUAGGAACCAAUUAGAAGGGGAAAUCCCAAGUGAGAUUAGUUAUAUGAAGAAUCUUACUCUUUUGGAUCUCAGCAACAACAAGAUUUCUGGUGAAUUGACUUUUCCAAUUCAAGAAAUGGGUUCUUUAGAAGAGUUGAUUUUGUCAAGUAACCCCAUAAGUGGUGAUCUUAUGAACUUGAAUUGGGAAAACCUUCAUGGGUUAAUGGUUUUGGAUCUUUCGAACAUGCGGUUGACCGGUGGCAUCCCGGAGGUGAUUUCCAGCCUCGAAAACCUGCGCUUUUUAGGUCUAAAUGACAACAAUCUCACCGGGAAUCUCUCACCGAAACUAGCAGAGUUGGCCGAUCUGAAUGCACUUUAUGUUAACGGAAAUAACCUCACCGGAGACCUCAAGUUCCCGAGAGAGUUCUAUGGUAAAAUGGGCAGGCGAUUCGGGGCUUGGAAUAACUCAAACUUGUGUUUCUCGGUUGCUACGAUGCCGGCCAACAUUCGGCCGUUUGGUGUAAAGGUAUGUAGUGAGGUACCAUCGUGAUUAAUCCCGUUCCAAGUCGGAAAUCAAAUCACGUGUUUUGUCUUAUGAAACAAAUAUUCGAUCUAACCCUUGUGUAAGCAAAGUUAUCCGUCUUUUGACUGGAAACAAAUCGACGAUUGUUCAAAUGC
Molecule: messenger RNA, 2038 nt
Organism: Cynara cardunculus var. scolymus (artichoke)
Lineage: Eukaryota; Viridiplantae; Streptophyta; Magnoliopsida; Asterales; Asteraceae
Product: piriformospora indica-insensitive protein 2-like
Exons: 2
Coding region: 633-1910 (425 amino acids)
Molecular function (GO): protein binding
Source: RefSeq, a predicted model, not a curated record